Molecule: messenger RNA, 474 nt
Organism: Plasmodium vinckei vinckei
Lineage: Eukaryota; Apicomplexa; Aconoidasida; Haemosporida; Plasmodiidae
Product: conserved Plasmodium protein, unknown function
Exons: 1
Coding region: 1-474 (157 amino acids)
Source: RefSeq, a predicted model, not a curated record
AUGGAAGAUUUAAAUAAGGAAGAAAAUGGAAACCACAGCCCAAAUGUAGAUAGUAAUAAUAAUAGUGAACUACAAAAUGAAAUUAACAAAAUGAUUGAAAGAAAUGUAGUAUAUUUUGAUAAAACAAAUAGUCAGAACAACAAAAAUAGCAAUAACACUACAACAGGGGUAGUUAAAUCAAUAAAUAAAAAAAGUAAAUUGAAAAAUAAACUACAAAACGAUAGAUUAAAGAAAAAAAUAAAAGCAGGAAAUAUUUUAGAAAAGAAAAUGUUAGAAGAAAUUAGUGAAAGAAGAAAAAAAAAUAAAAUUAAAAGAGAACAAAAAAAAACUCAAAAAUUAGAAGGAGAAUUAAAAGUUGGAAAUAUGACAGUAAUUAAAGACAUUAAAAAAAUUAGAAAAUGUGAUAAAAAGACAAAAAAUAAAAUAUUUAAAUUAUCAUCUGAUGCUAUCCAAAGAAUUAUUAAAAAGAAAUAA